AGAAGAAAACUGUGCGGACAGAGAAAAGUGUACGAGAAAAAAACUGUCCGAGAGAAAGAGCGUGGAAAGCUGAGCGCGGUCGCCCCCCCCCCCCUUCUCCUGCUCCUUGUGUCCCUCCCUCCUCUUCCUCGUGAUGAAGCUGAAAGAGGACAUCCCCCCGCUGUUGCUGCAGGUCUUCCGUUCGGUGGUGUGGGUCUACUCCGUCAUCACCUUCAUACCCUGGUACCUUCUCUCCGGCGCCGCCGCCAACCAGGAGCGGGCCAAGCGGGUCAAGGCGCGGUCGGCGAGCGGCCGCCCCGCGGGUCCGUACCGGGCGGUGAACGCCCAGAACCGGCUGGUGUCGCUCCUGCAUGAGGGCGUGGACACGCUGGACAAGGUCUUUGAGUAUGCGGUCCAGCAUUUCCCCGAGAGAGACUGCCUGGGAACCAGAGAGGUCCUGAGUGAGGAAGACGAGAUCCAACCCAACGGCAAAGUCUUUAAGAAGGUGAUUCUGGGCGAGUAUAACUGGUUGUCCUAUCAGAGUACCUUUGACGCGUGUCGGUGUUUUGGCAGUGGGCUGGCGGCCCUGGGGCAGAAACCUCUGUGUAACAUCGCCAUCUUCUGUGAGACUCGCGCAGAAUGGAUCAUCUCAGCUCAGGCCUGCUUCAUGUACAACUUCCCCCUGGUGACGCUGUACUCGACACUAGGGGGCGCUGCCAUUGCUCACGGUCUGAAUGAGACAGAGGUGACUCACAUCAUCACCAGUAAAGACUUACUGCAGAGCAGACUCAAGGCCAUUCUGUUGGAGGUUCCCAGACUUCAGCACAUUAUCGUGGUGGACAGUAAACCCACAGCCUGGACAGACCUGCCCCGUGGCAUCAUGGUCCAUAACAUGGCCUCUGUGCAGGAGCUGGGGGCAAAGCCUGAGAACAUGUCGUUGCCACGGCAACAUCCUCAGCCCUCCGACAUCGCAGUGAUCAUGUACACGAGUGGCUCGACAGGCAUCCCCAAAGGAGUCAUGAUCUCCCAUAGCAACCUCAUCGCUGGGAUCACCGGCAUGGCCGAACGCAUCCCAAACCUCGAUGAGAAUGACACUUAUAUUGGGUACCUGCCAUUGGCUCACGUCCUGGAGCUCAGCGCAGAGUUGGUGUGUGUGUCUCACGGCUGUCGGAUCGGAUACUCCUCUCCACAGACACUGGCUGACCAGUCAACCAAGAUUAAGAGGGGCAGUAAAGGAGACACAAGUGUCCUGAAGCCAACACUGAUGGCAGCAGUGCCAGAGAUCAUGGAUCGUAUAUAUAAAAACGUGAUGUCCAAAGUGCAGGAAAUGAAUGGGUUUCAGAGGACUCUGUUUGUGUUGGCCUAUAACUACAAACUGGAACAGAUCACCAAGGGCUACAGCACGCCACUGUGUGACAGGCUGGUGUUUCACAAGGUGCGUUCGUUGUUGGGCGGGAACACGCGCGUGUUGCUGUCGGGCGGGGCUCCUCUCUCCGCGGCCACCCAGCGGUUUAUGAACAUCUGUUUCUGCUGCCCGGUGGGGCAGGGCUACGGCCUGACAGAGACAUGCGGCGCCGGGACCAUCAGCGAACUGUGGGACUACAGCACAGGGCGGGUAGGAGCACCACUGGUCUGCUCCGAGAUCACGCUGAAGGACUGGGAGGAAGGUGGGUAUUAUAGCACAGACACACCAAACCCUCGGGGAGAGAUCCUGAUUGGUGGGCCCAAUGUCACUAUGGGCUACUAUAAAAAUGAGGCAAGGAACCGCGAGGACUUUUUUGUGGAUCAGACCGGGCAGCGGUGGUUCUGUACCGGAGACAUCGGCGAGUUCCACCCUGAUGGAUGCCUCAAAAUCAUUGACCGUAAAAAGGACCUGGUGAAGCUGCAGGCUGGUGAAUAUGUCUCUCUGGGGAAAGUGGAGGCAGCUCUGAAAAACUGUCCUCUCAUCGACAACAUCUGUGCCUACGCCAACAGUGAUCAGUCAUAUGUGAUUGGCUUCGUGGUGCCCAAUCAGAAGCAGCUGAUGUCGCUGGCAGAGCAGUGUGGGGUCAGAGGAUCAUGGGAAGAGAUCUGUAACAACCCCGAUAUGGAGAAAGAGGUUCUUCGCACUAUCACAGAGACUGCCGUCACAGCCAAGCUGGAGCGCUUCGAGAUUCCAAAGAAGAUCCGUCUGAGCGCGGAGCCCUGGACCCCAGAGACGGGCCUGGUGACGGACGCCUUCAAACUCAAACGCAAGGAGCUGAAGAACCACUACCUGGAUGACAUCGAGAGGAUGUACGGAGGAAAGUAACGCGCGAGGAGGUGAGGGGAACGGGAGGGGAGAUUUCCCCCCCACCCCUGACCCCUCGUGGAAAGUCGUUCCCUUUCAGCUCCGAUCAAAUGCAAAAAAACACUUGAAUCCUCUUCAGAAUAUGAGAGUAUGAAUUUCAACGUCUGACCAAAUACAUUGUAGCCAGAAGCAGAAGGAGAAUGAGGUGGGGGCCAGUCUGGACAGAUGUGUGACAC
Molecule: messenger RNA, 2484 nt
Organism: Chanos chanos (milkfish)
Lineage: Eukaryota; Metazoa; Chordata; Actinopteri; Gonorynchiformes; Chanidae
Gene: acsl3b
Product: acyl-CoA synthetase long chain family member 3b
Exons: 14
Coding region: 134-2269 (711 amino acids)
Biological process (GO): long-chain fatty-acyl-CoA metabolic process; neuron differentiation; long-chain fatty acid metabolic process
Cellular component (GO): plasma membrane; endoplasmic reticulum; lipid droplet
Molecular function (GO): long-chain fatty acid-CoA ligase activity
Source: RefSeq, a predicted model, not a curated record